CGCUCUACAGACAACGCUGUCCCAGGGAGCUGCUUAAGCGGGGAAUCUUGGUCAUCAACUCACGGCGGCGACAGCUGCGGCUUGGUGUCGCUCGUCUGGUUCGCCGGGCUCCUAUCUCGCAGUGUCAUCGCUCUUAUAUUUCUUUCAGCAUUUUCUGCCCGUCUCCCGCAAAGGAUGAUUCAUCUGACUUCCAUCUCAAAAUGUUGUUCCAGAAAUCAGACUUUCCUGGGAUUUCAAUUUUGAGUCAUCUCAAUCCACAUCUCCUGCCUCUUGGAAUUAUGUCCCAAGCAAACCCAUUUUCUGAAGUGACCUCUUCCUAAAUCUGCCUCAAGAGAAAUAGUGCCUGGCCGUGAUCCUGGCCUUCUAGUUGCCUGGACUGAAGAUCCUAACCUGUCAUUUAACCUACAGUGUGACGGCCUCCCAGUUUUCAGAUGUGGUUUCUACCAACUGCAGUGGUUUCAGAAAGCCUUCUUUAUCCUUAAGAUCCUCCUCUCCACCUUGUCAGGUUCUUGGGACAACUGCGGAGCUUCCGGACCUGAUGCGGGCGCCCUGUCUUGGACUGUCCCACCUUGCUCCUCUACUGCUCCGGGUGCUCCCGCGCCCAGACUGGUUUCCGGGGAUUGUGACUUGCAGGGUCCGCCAUGGAGCCAGAGCAGAUGCUGGAGGGACAGACGCAGGUUGCAGAAAACCCUCACUCUGAGUACGGUCUUACAGACAAUGUCGAGAGGAUAGUAGACAAUGAGAAGAUGAAUGCAGAAAAGUCAUCAAAACAGAAAGUGGAUCUCCAGUCUUUGCCAACUCGUGCCUACCUGGAUCAGACAGUUGUGCCUAUUUUAUUACAGGGACUUGCUGUGCUUGCAAAAGAAAGACCACCAAAUCCCAUUGAAUUUCUAGCAUCAUAUCUUUUAAAAAACAAGGCACAGUUUGAAGAUCGAAACUGACUUAUUGGGAAGAACAGAAAAAUUUGGUUUCUACUGUAGAUUUACAUGAUUAAGAGGCAGCUUUAAUUGCCAUGAUUUUCCCCCCUUUUUGGAAGUAUAAGAACCUUCAGGACAACAGAACUUAUUUCCGGAAUUACAGAAGAAAACAUAUAUCCCUUAUUUUGAUUUAAUCACCAUACUUAUUUAAUGAGUGUAUUCUGUGCAAUUUUUUCUCAGAUUGUCUUUAACUUUGUUUUUAAAAUGACCUUCAAAAUAAACUGUUAAAACGUCA
This is a messenger RNA of Leptonychotes weddellii (Weddell seal), 1212 nucleotides long. The record is from RefSeq and is a predicted model, not a curated record. NCBI's taxonomy places the organism in Eukaryota, Metazoa, Chordata, Mammalia, Carnivora, Phocidae.